Messenger RNA from Verticillium nonalfalfae, 1926 nucleotides. RefSeq lists its product as uncharacterized. The coding region runs from base 1 to 1926 and encodes 641 amino acids. The record is from RefSeq and is a predicted model, not a curated record. NCBI's taxonomy places the organism in Eukaryota, Fungi, Ascomycota, Sordariomycetes, Glomerellales, Plectosphaerellaceae. The transcript has a single exon.
AUGCGCUCCUUUGCCCUCCUCAGCCUUGGCUUCAUCGCCUCGGCGGCCGCCCAACUCGUCCAGACCGGCGCCUCCGUCAAGCUCAAUGACGUCUACUACUACGUUUCCCCGUACUCGCAGGGCAAGGCUUACGAUGGCCCUUUCAACGUCAAGAGCCUGCCUCGUGCCUUUGGUUUCACGCCCAUCACCGUCGUCGCUGACGAGCUCGAGAAGGAGUCGCUUGAGGGCCUCUUCGGCAACUGGACAACCAAGGACGACGUCUGGCAGCCUGCGUUCCUGUCGGCCAUCUUCCUCGCGGGCCAAAAGACGCCCUGCCUGACCAAGGCCAGCUACCACGAGGACGUCUCCUCCAUCGUCGUGCCUCUCAACAAGGACGCCAAGCUCCCUUCGGGUCCUUACUUCCUCGACACCUCCAGCGGCGAGGUAUACCAGGCCUUCCGUCUGUACGCCGACUUUGCCGGCGCCUUCACCGAGUCUCUGAUCCAGGCGCCCAAGGGCGACCUCUUCCAGCCCCUUUCUGCCCAGAUCCCUGCUUCCGCAUCGUUGACCAUCGGUGUCCCCUCGCGCUUGUACUUUACCAAGACGGCUGAGAAGCCCCUGGCUGGCGUCCGCAUUGGUGUGAAGGACAUCUAUGACCUCGCUGGCGUGAAAAAGUCGAACGGCAACCGCGCCUGGUACGGCCUUUACCCUGCCGCCGGCAAGACGGCAACGGCCAUCCAGAACCUCAUUGACGCCGGUGGUAUCGUCGUCGGCUACCAAAAGACGUCACAAUUCGCCAACGGCGAGUCACCCACUGCCGACUGGGUCGACUACCACGCGCCCUUCAACCCACGCGGCGACGGCUACAACAACCCCUCCUCCUCAUCUGCCGGCGCCGGUGCCUCCGUAGCAUCCUACCAAUGGCUUGACAUCGCCGUCGGCUCGGACACGGGCGGUUCCAUUCGCGGCCCUGCCGGUGUUCAAGGCCUCUUCGGCAACCGCCCCUCGCACGGCCUCGUCUCCCUUGCCAACGUCAUGCCUCUGUCGCCGACCCUCGACACCCCGGGUUUCCUCGUUCGCGACCCGGAGAUCUGGGACGCCGCCAGCAAGGCCAUGUACCAGGGCAACUACACCUCCCUCGCCAGCGGCAAGGCCAAGUACCCCACCAAGCUCCUGACCCUUGGCUUCCCCGCCUCGACGACACCCGCUGGCCGCAUCCUCAACGACUUUGCCGCCAAGCUCGCCAGUCACGUCGGCGGCAAGCUGACGGCCUUGGACCUGAAUGCAGCCUGGUCAUCCUCGGCGCCAGCCGGCGCAAAGGGCGCGUCGCUCAGCGACCUCCUCUCCGCGACGUACGCGACCCUCAUCACAAAGGAGCAGAUUGCUCUUGUCCGCGAGCCCUUCUACGCCGACUACGCCGCGGCCCACGGCGGACGCCGCCCCUUCGUGAACCCUGUGCCCCUCUCCCGCUGGGGCUGGGGCGACUCGGUCCCGGACAGCUGGCACGCCGAUGCGCUGGCGAACAAGACGCUCUUCAUGGACUGGUUCAACUCGGAGGUUGUGCCGGUAUCCAGUGACGCCGCCCAGUGCACUGAAUCACUCGUCCUCUACGUUGGCAGCACCGGGUCUGCGAGCCCGAGGAACAGGUACACAAGCGCACCGGGCGUGCCGCUCGGCUUCAGCAGCAGUCGUAUCUCCGUCUUUGCCGAGGUGCCUGACCUUGUGUUCCCGCUCGGCGAGGUCGCGAGCCUCAGUAGCAUCACCGGUGUUGAGGAGAAACUCCCUGUGGCCGUAGACAUCAUGGCUGCCAAGGGGUGCGAUGGUGUUAUCGUCAAGCUGGCGAAGGAUCUUGUGGCCGAGGGUGUGCUGACGGUGCCCAAGGCGGGAGCGACACUGGAGGGUGGCGAGGUGCUGUUGAGGAGAGAUGAGGUGCAUGGUUACUAUUAG